AUGAACCCUUUCUCGAGAAAUAAGAAGAACAGUGGCGGCGGCGGCAGCAUUACUCCUGCCCGGAAGUCUCCACCGUUCGAAAGGGGAGGAUGCUGCCGGGGAUUUCCUGACUGUCUGGUCAUCGGUUCCAUCAUUUCUUAUGGAAAAACCAGAACAAACCAACCUCCUUCUACCUCCAAAUUUGAUCUCAAGGUGGAAGAAUUGGAGAAAGAAGUUCAAAAACAGAGAGAAUUGAAGACUGUUUACAAGGCGAGGUUAGCCAGGGCACAAGAGUACAUGAAAUAUUAUCUUCAAGUGGCUAAAGAGAAUGGUUUUUUACAACUUAUCCUUCCAGCCACCGGAAGCAGCAUUAAACAUGAAGAUGUUGUUGAUAAUCAUGAUCAAAAUCACAAUAUUAUUGUCAACAGACAAACAGAGACAGUUAUCUAUCGCGAUCUUGAAUCUGUGAUUCGACUAGCGAAAGCUAAUGGAUGGCACAUCGACCCUAGUGAGAUUGAGCUUCAUAGUAAAGUGGCAAGAGGAAGCACAUCAGACAUAUACAAAGGGACAUGGAGAGGAAUAGAGGUAGCAGUUAAGUGGAUAAACUCGGAUUUCUUCUACUCAAAUGAGGAAUUAGAAGAUGGAAUUGGCUUCUUUGCUCAAGAAGUUGAAAUUCUUUCGAGACAACGCCAUCAAAAUGUGCUCCAACUCAUGGGUGCGUGUCUUGAUCCUCCUAACCACGCUUGGAUCGUGACUGAUUUCCUCCCCAUGGCUCUACAAGAAUGGCUGCAUGGGCUCGACGAUGAUAGGAGCCGAAAGAGCAAGAAAAAGGAGAGGACCUCUCCACUUCCGCCUCUUCACGAAAGGCUAGUUAAGGCUCUAGAGAUUUCAAAGGCAAUGCAAUAUCUUCAUGGGCAAAAGCCGGUUAAGGUUAUUCAUCGUGAUUUGAAGCCGAGCAAUAUUUUUCUAGACCAUGGCAUGCACGUGAGAGUAGCUGAUUUUGGCCAUGCACGUUUCUUGGGUGAUAAUGAGAAAGCCCUCACCGGAGAAACGGGAACCUACGUAUAUAUGGCACCGGAGGUGAUCAAGUGUGAGCCUUAUGAUGAAAAAUGCGACGUUUAUAGUUUUGGCAUCAUACUUAAUGAACUCGUUACGGGUCAACAUCCUUACAUAGAAACUGAUUAUAGUCCUUCCAAGAUAGCUUUACAAGUUUCGGAGGGGACACUAAGGCCUACACUUCCAGAAAACGAAGACCAAGAACUCAUUGAGCUCAUUCGCAUGUCGUGGGACAAUGCUUCUACAAAGAGGCCCGCUUUUUCGACAAUCACGAUCACCUUAACAACCAUAAUAGAGAAACAAAUGGUUACUAAAUAAAAUGACAAUUUAUUCUUAUUGAUUAAUUAUUCAUAUCAUUGAUGCAGCUUGUAUC
This is a messenger RNA of Impatiens glandulifera, 1408 nucleotides long. Its product is annotated as serine/threonine-protein kinase STY46-like. Bases 1 to 1353 code for a protein of 450 amino acids. The transcript is spliced from 5 exons. NCBI's taxonomy places the organism in Eukaryota, Viridiplantae, Streptophyta, Magnoliopsida, Ericales, Balsaminaceae. Gene Ontology annotation, biological process: protein phosphorylation. The record is from RefSeq and is a predicted model, not a curated record. Gene Ontology annotation, molecular function: ATP binding; protein kinase activity.